AUGGCAAUAGAUAUUCCUACAACUAUUAGUGGUCGAGACGUAGAGUUCACUUACGAAAUGCCUUGUUCAUCGAAAAAAAGUAAGAAGAAGAAGACCAAGGCGUCUUCGAAGGUAUUGGUAUCAGGAAAUAGUAUUGGUAGAUUAGAGAAUGUGAAUGAGAGUAUAAUACAGAAAGCGCACGCAGAAAUUCAUGAUAGUGAUGCAGAUUAUCCGACUUCUAGAGUUAUUAGAAGAGCGGCGAAUGGAGAUGUAAUUGUUGAAUCGUUACAACCAGAUAACGCCACUGCUCAGCAGCAGCCGCAGCAGCCGCAUGUUGUAGAUGAGGUUCAGCAGCGACUUCAAAAGAUCAAGCAGGAGCAGGGUAAGCAUGAUGCUAUUUCUAGUAAAUUGGUGGAUCAUUGGGAGUCUCUGGGGUCUGAUGAAAAGAAAAGGAUUCUAAGCAUAAGUAAAGAUGAAGUUUUUAACGUUACUAGAAGUUACCAAUGGCUACAUAAUUGUAACUGUACGAUGUGUGGACGUCGCAGUGUAUCUUUAGAUCAGGAACUUGAUUCGAUUUAUACCGAGUUAUAUGAGGCGGCGAAGCAGAAUGAUCCCAGUACAGAUUUUGUUCUAUUCCAUUUAAAUUUAAUAAAGGAGUUGCAGCGUGGAUCAACCAAUGAAUCAGAUCAGGAGGUUCCAGUACAAUCACGUGGCAAGAAUUAUCUAGAUAAUAUUAGAGAUGAAGCUGUGAAGUAUUGUAUAGCCAAUAAUGAGGUAGAGAAACUUAAAGAUGAGGUGAUGCGGUUCAAGCGUAAUAGACAAAAGCGAGAAGCUGAACUGGAGGUAAGGCAGCAAUUGGAACACCAGGAUCAUCAUGAGCAUCAGAAUCACCAGGAUAUACCGCCUUUGGAGCCUCCACAGGCUGCUGUUAAGGAAUCAUUACUUCCAGAUACCUCUAGUAAUGUAACACCUGAUGACGAUAUAACAGAUGACGAGCUGAAGGAGCAGUAUAUGAAGUUUGCCAAAACUUUUGUCUCUUCGCAUCCUAAAAUAGCGCAAGAAUAUGUGAAUAGGAUGAUGAUGUAUCCCGAUAUGAGGGCACUGACUGAAGAUUUAAUGAAGAACAAUGGUCAAGAUUUUGUGAAAGCUAUGGAAGCGUUUGUCUCGUCACAGCAAGAUAAAGAAGAUGCAGUACCUGCGGUAGCAGAUAAUACUCAAGUUACUGUAGAGGAGUUCCAAGUAAUACAACGACGGCUUAUGGAAAAGGCCGUUUGGAAUUUUUCCCAGAAGAUGCAAGACCCUGAUUGGAAGGGUUCGGAUGAGAAUUCAGAGAUUUUUGAAAAUGUGGACAUUGAUGAACUAAGGAAACUGAUGAAGCACAAACAACUUUUAGCUGGUGAGACGAUUGCUGAUCAGGCAUUGAAGAAAUUGAAAGAUAAUAUACCGAAGAAUACAGCUUUGACGUCGCCGCCACCACCGCCACCACCACCGCAGGAUCUUCCUGAUGAUUCGGAGUAUGACGAUGAGGGAAAUUACUCUGAUAGCUACGAUGAUUACGACGGCGAAUCACCAUAUGAAGAUGAGGAAUAUAAUGAAGAAGAGCCAGAUGGCACCCUCGAUGAUAAUACUCACAAACACCAUCACCACCAUCACCAUCAUCACCAUCACCAUCAUCGAACAGAUGAUGAGGAAGCAGUUGAUUACGAUAGCGAUAUUGAUCAACAAGGAAGGUUAGAGGAAGGACGUGGAUUGAUUCAAAUUGCAAUUACAAAGCUACUCCAGCAGAGAUUGCUCGCUUCAUAUGAGGAGAAACGUGCCGAAAGAAAUCGAGAGAGGCUGUUACUCGAGCUAGAAGCUGAGGAACAGCAGAAGAAGGAAAAGGAAGAGAAGAAGCAGAAGAAGAGAGAAAAGGAAAAGGAAAAAAAGAGGCAGAUGCAGUUGGCAAGAGAGGAAGAGAAACGAAAAAGAGAGGAGGAGCAGGUACGUCUGAAGUUAGAAGCGGAAGCUCGUGAAAUGCAACGGAGAGAAACCCAAAGGAAGAAAGUUGAAGAAGCCAAAAGGAAGAAGGAUCUUGAAGCACGGAGACGUUUGGAGGACCAACGACGUCGUGAGGAAGAGCAAGAACGCCAGAGGAAACUUAAGGAAGAAAUAAAACGGAAGCGAGAAGAAGAGCGCAAACAAAGAGACGAAGAGCAAAGACAGAAGAAAAUUCAAAAAGAGUUGAAAAAACAACAAUCUGUAGAAGAUGAGAAGUUGGUUGAUCAUAAUAGCACAGCAGGAUUCGAUAAUGUACUUAAUGGGGGUCAAGAUCCACAACAGCGACAAUUUUCUUCACCUGUAGAGGCAGUUCCUUAUGGUUUAGGAGUGUCGAGUAUGAAUGAACCUUUGGAAGACAAAAGCCUUAAUGAGGAUAUUUUUAACAUGAUUAACAAGGCUACUUCAAAGUCCAACACAUCCUCUCCAUCACAUUUGAAUACUUUACUUACUAGACGUGUGUCUAGAAAAUCUGUAGCUAACUCCCCAACAUUGAGAGUUUCGAGUUCUACACAAUCCUCUUUGCAACCACAGUUGGGAUUUUCUGUUGGCGCUUCAGAUUCUAUUGGCUUUACACCGCCGUCAGGAGCUCAAAAGGUAAUGACAUAUCCGCCUGGUCUUUCACAGAAAUCGAUGACGGCCUCAUGGGACAACGUAACCAAUUUUUUCCAACAAUCCCAAACCUCGGUAGAUCAAACACAACAAAAUCCUCAUCAACAGCCGCGCAAACUAGAACAAGUGCAACCACCCAUCAUUCCGGGACAGCACAGAGCCAGUUACUCUACAUUUCCCUCAGCAGGAGAUGCUGAUGGAACUUUCAAGGAGUUGAAUAAUCUGACAACGUUUUUAUCUCAGACAAGAUUACAAGAUAGUGUAAAGAACUCAUCCAUAUCCCCAACUUCCUCCACUCUACCUAUAUCAGACGCCACGGUGUAUAGUAACAGCCUAUGGAGCCAUGAACAAUCUACCAUUGGUAAUAUUAUUCCCAGCCACGUCACUGCCACCACCUCUGCUCGUCCCUCACUAAACACACGCAGAUCCAUUUGGGACAACGACACUACAUCUAUAAGUGCUAACCAUUCCACCGAGUUAUGGGGUAGCGCGUCUUCCAAUUCUACUUCUAUUGCCCCACCAACUACCGUUGCCACAUCCUCUACAUCUGUACAAUUGUCUUCAUUAUCAGAUACGAUAUUCAAAUCGUAUUCAAUGAUAUCUAACAAUGGAGGGUAUGUUCCUCUUGAUCAGCUAUAUCAAACCUGCAUCAAUUACUUACCCGAAAAGAGCAAAUUCCAAUACCCACAGUUUGUGGGGCAAUUGUUAGGUAUGAGAAGCUCUCAUGAAUGUGAAUUGAUAACUAAUGAAACGGGUACAAUAACUCAUUGCCGAAUGACUAUACCCCAAGUGCAAUCAGCAUUAUAUACAUCUAGUGUAGCAGGUGCUAACGGAUUGCCUAAUUUACCUCUACUUGCAGCGCAACCGGGUUCUACAACUCCUGGCACUCCGAAAAGAUCGCUCGGACAUGCUUCGGCUAUUCAUUCGAAUUUCUUUGAUUUUAAUCAACAAUUUGCAAAUUCCUCGAGAGCAAGUAAUUUAUGGGGAUAA
This is a messenger RNA of Eremothecium cymbalariae DBVPG#7215, 3615 nucleotides long. It is a transcript of the gene NST1, whose product is annotated as Nst1p. Bases 1 to 3615 code for a protein of 1204 amino acids. The record is from RefSeq and is a predicted model, not a curated record. The transcript has a single exon. NCBI's taxonomy places the organism in Eukaryota, Fungi, Ascomycota, Saccharomycetes, Saccharomycetales, Saccharomycetaceae.